CCCGGCGUCGUUGUUCUAGACCAUUGGAAACGGUAGAGAUUGUGGUUGAGGACCCACCUGCUCUACCAGAGCACAAUGGUUCAGAUUCCAAGAAGUCCAAAUUUAUCCUUUCUUACCACAGUACAAUCAGAGCAAGCUUGGACUGGCUCAUUCUGGUCUCCAUCUUCUAUGUUACUGUGAGAGUGCCCUAUGACAUAUGCUUCACUAAUAACAUGACCUACAGCAUAUCUGCGUGGGACAUUGUUGUAGAGUUACUGUUCAUCACAGACAUCAUUUUCAGUUUUCGCACAGCUUUCAUCGACAAGUCAGGGCAGGUGAUCGCUGAUGGUCGACAGAUAUGCAUCUGUUACCUGAAGACGUGGUUCGCAGUUGACCUGAUCACAUCACUGCCUUUCGACCUGCUUACGUUUACCCUUGACGUGAAACUUGUCCAGAUGAUUAAAGCUGUGCGUCUGCUUCGUUUGCUGAAGCUUGGGCAGAAGAUGGACCGCUACACUCAGUAUACCUCAGGGGUCCUGAUCCUGCUCAUGUCCGUGUUUCUUGUUGUGGCCCACUGGAUGGCUUGCAUCUGGUAUCUUAUUGGCCAGAUGGAGAGGAACUGGGAUGUUGGAUGGCUUCGCAGGCUGGGGAAUGAUAUAAAUAUGCCGUACCAUGCAGUGGGAGCUGUAAAUGCGCCCAGCGGUGGUCCCCCCAUCCACAGCGUCUACAUCGCAUCACUCUACUUCACCCUCACCAGUCUUACCAGAGUGGGCUUCGGCAAUGUGUCACCAAACACUGACGCAGAAAAGAUCUUCUGUAUUUGCAUCAUGGUAUUAGGAGCACUGAUGUAUGCUGUGGUUUUUGGCACUGUGUCAACCAUCGUCCAGAACCUGCAAGCUUCCCUCAGGCAGAAACUGUUGGAGGACGUUCAGAUAACUGUCAACAAUUGUUUUGACAUUAAUGAGGACCAGAAGAAAGAUUAA
Messenger RNA from Melanotaenia boesemani (Boeseman's rainbowfish), 962 nucleotides. Its product is annotated as potassium voltage-gated channel subfamily H member 8-like. The record is from RefSeq and is a predicted model, not a curated record. NCBI's taxonomy places the organism in Eukaryota, Metazoa, Chordata, Actinopteri, Atheriniformes, Melanotaeniidae. Gene Ontology annotation, biological process: regulation of membrane potential; potassium ion transmembrane transport. The transcript has 7 exons. Gene Ontology annotation, cellular component: membrane. Gene Ontology annotation, molecular function: voltage-gated potassium channel activity. Bases 213 to 962 code for a protein of 249 amino acids.